Messenger RNA from Acinonyx jubatus (cheetah), 2464 nucleotides. Its product is annotated as signal-regulatory protein beta-1-like. Bases 65 to 673 code for a protein of 202 amino acids. Gene Ontology annotation, cellular component: plasma membrane. The record is from RefSeq and is a predicted model, not a curated record. NCBI's taxonomy places the organism in Eukaryota, Metazoa, Chordata, Mammalia, Carnivora, Felidae. Gene Ontology annotation, biological process: positive regulation of T cell activation; positive regulation of phagocytosis. The transcript has 5 exons.
AGAACAGAGGCCCAUUCUACCCAGCAUACACAUUUGCACAGAGCAGGGUCCUCAGGCCUCCGCAAUGUUGGCCCCUGCCUCCGGGCCCCACCUGCCUCCUUACCUGCUGCUGGCUCUGCUGUUGGGACUCACAGGUGUGUCAGAUGAGACGGAACUGCAGGUGAUCCAGCCCGAGAAGUCGGUGUCUGUCACAGCUGGAGAGACAGCCACUCUGCACUGCACCCUGACCUCCCUGGUCCCCGUUGGGAAAAUCAGGUGGUUCAGGGGGACAGGGCCAGACCGGGAGUUAAUCUUCAGUUUCGGAGGAGGCCACUUUCCCCGCGUAACAAAUGUUUCAGACGCCACAAGAAGAAACAACAUGGACUUUUCCAUCCGCAUCAGUCACAUCACCCCAGCAGACGCUGGAACCUACUACUGUGUGAAGUUCCAGAAAGGGGCCCGUGAGGUAGAGUUUAAGUCUGGACCAGGCACCCAGGUCACCGUGAGCGGAAGGAGAGCUGGCAGCCCGGGAAAAGACCUAGAACUCUCUCCUUCACUCUUGGUGGCUCUCUCCCUGGGCCCCAAGCUGCUGCUACUCGUCUUUGUCUCUGCCAUCUAUGGCCACAGGAAGCGAUGGAUUGACUGUGAGUCAUGGACAAGGAGGACAGAGCCAGGUGACCCAGGAGGAAAAUAGCACCGAGGACAUAGGAGACACGUGGAGAACAUUUCUGGAAUGAUGCGCAGAUAAUGAAAUGUGAACAUGGGUCCACGGCUCCUUCCUUCCUCCCCUGCUACAUGCCAUCCUCGGUCUCUGCUGCCUCCUUCCUUCCCUGAGGGGCCCAGCCUAAGACAAGGAACAACUAGAAGCUUCCACAACCCUGCCCCAGAUGCCUGCUUCCCCAGAGACCCACCUGCCCACAGUUCCUGCUGCUCCUCUCCCAGUCCUUGAUGACCCCAGAGCUAGUCUUCAUACCUGGUCGUGAGCAGGGUCCAUGGGAACGUACUCUGGAAACUGACACACGGGUAUCUUCCUAGAAUGUGAGAAACAAGUCACGUGUACGUGUACCAGGCUAUCUCUCAUCCAUUUCCUGGGGACCGUAGCCAUUAAGUACACACUCAAGGCCGUGCUCUCGUGGGCCAUUCCUGCCAACCCCCAGACUCGCCAGCCUCAGUGAGGUUCUCCAAUGCCUCCUGAAUGCAAAUGAAUCCCAUCCUGGGUGGAAGAAGAGAAAUGAUUCUCCUUCUGCUUUGCCUACAUGUCCCUCUACUCAAAGUAGAGAGGUUUCCUUCCUCUCUCUGUGACGGGGACACCAGCUCUCCAUUCAGCUUCAUCUUUCCUGAUCCCCCGCUCGUGUAUAGGUGCUGGCAGUCCUGAAACCUGGACCCUUCCCUGGUUUCCUUCUUUAUACCCCGUGUUCAAUUCUGCCUUCAUAAUGCUAUGUCCAGUGGUGACAUGGUAAAUGUUCAACAAUCCACUUCUCAGGAGGAAAAAGAAGCCUGAUUUGUAGUGCUUGUCCACUUCUGCGGUGUCUACACUUCCAAUGCGGCCAAUUUCAAGCUGCCAACAGUGGAACAACUAGCUUGCAAAAUUCUUGGAAAGCUCUCAGGAGCGAGGGCAAGCCUCCUCCCGCCCACCAGGGAGCUCCACCCAGCACCUGCACACUGCUCGCUCCCGGGCUGCCCCCUGGUCCCAGCCACCAGCAUCCCUUCUUGGGCCAUUGCCACGUGCCUAACAGACUCUCCGGGUUCCGCCACAGUGACCCUUUGGAAAUGGAGGUCAAAUUGUCUCCCUUCUGUGCUUCCUCCCCCUACAGAUGUGCACGGCUUGGUCUCUCCCCCUUUCAAGCUCUGCUGACCAGUCACUUUAUGAAAAGCACCUUCCUUAAACCACCCACAUAAAAUACCAAUUCCUGUCUCUCACUGUGUGUUUUCACAGCUCAAACCCAAACUGAGUUGUUUCCCUAGAACUUAAGAUCAGCUGACACGAUAAAUGGAGACAGUGCUCACUUUGCACAGUGACGCAGGACUUAGGCAAUGACAGCGCCACUGAAAGCAAGCGAAGUGAUCUCAAUAAUCAGAGGGGAAAAGUAACAAUUUUUCUGUGACCUUUAAAAACUUCUUUCAACACAUUAGAAGCCCUCCAACUAUCAGUUAGGAAUGUAUAAGGACAUGAAAAAAGAAAAGUAAAGCUGUUAUUCAUUUGGUAUGGGGUCAUUGUAAACAUUAGAAAUGUUGAAAAGGGAAGUGUUUUAUCUUUUGUAAAGACUUAUCAAGAGUAGUUUGCAGAGGGCUUGCCUUCUUCUAACCACAGUGUCACUCCUUUCUCAGUUGGGAUCAGUUUCUAACAUUCCAUCCCUUGCACUUCCAAUGCUGCGAUAUCUUUACAAUAUUAAUGUGAAUAUAUGCUGGUGUCACUCCCUCCGGGACAUUCCCUGUCCCCGCCCCCACCCCCAGCCCCACCUCCUCAGGUACGUGGUAAGUUUAU